This is a messenger RNA of Magallana angulata, 1876 nucleotides long. RefSeq names its product voltage-dependent calcium channel gamma-7 subunit-like. Gene Ontology annotation, cellular component: postsynaptic density membrane; AMPA glutamate receptor complex. Gene Ontology annotation, biological process: neurotransmitter receptor transport, postsynaptic endosome to lysosome; regulation of AMPA receptor activity; neurotransmitter receptor internalization. NCBI's taxonomy places the organism in Eukaryota, Metazoa, Mollusca, Bivalvia, Ostreida, Ostreidae. The record is from RefSeq and is a predicted model, not a curated record. Bases 763 to 1623 code for a protein of 286 amino acids. Gene Ontology annotation, molecular function: voltage-gated calcium channel activity; channel regulator activity. The transcript has 9 exons.
CUAUUUGCUGCAAGUGUCUCUGUGGUUUAUCAAACUCACAUCUGAUCUGAUUUGAAGUAUCGAUACCAGUACCUAGUCAUUAGCACGUAGACAACCAGAAACAAAAGAGGAUCGGGAAAACACUGAUUCAUCCAUUAUGCAUCAGUUUAUGGUGCCGCUUAGGUCGCUACUGAGUUACAUCGACAAACUUUGAAAAAUGUGCUGCUAAAAAAAUCUUGAUAGUCUUAAUCAAAACUGACUUAGAAUCUUCUUUAAUUAAUUUAACUUAAUGAUCUUAAACAAGAAUGCCGAUAAACAGUGCGACGGACCCUAUAUAUUUACACAGCUAAAUGAAUACUACUGAAGUCUGCUUUCUGUAACGGUCACCAAGGGAGCGCAUGUCAAUAGCAUCUGCCGCGCCAUUGGUCCUCCGGUCCAGGAGCGCGUGCUAGACGCAUAAAAUUCACUACUUUCUGUCCCUUGUACCUGCCCCUGACAAACUUUAUCCGUCCCCGAGGAACUAUUCCAACAACAGCCUCCAUGAACCCGGCCCAGCAUGAAGGGUCCUCAGCGGAUCUCACAAACUGUAAUUGUGCGACUUGAAGUACGGCAACGAAUUCUAACCCCAAAUACGACUAAAGGCUGACUUGAUAAAGCGUUUUAAUAAACCCUGAUGAAUCUGUUCGAAGCCAAAUAAAUUAGCAGCGCUAUAGAAGGGAUUUCCAGCGUAUCCGGUGUUCAUCCUGCAAGACUUCAGAUCCUGUUAUAGGCUGGUGGCUGUAAAUGGGCUGCUUUUUAUCAGUAUCUGCCGUACAGUCAUGUUUAUACAUCAGUAGCAUCAUGCGAUGUUCUACACACACAAUCACCAAAAUGUCGCUGUUCUUUGGCGCCGUCGCCAUCAGCACCAUGGCGCUAGCUGUCGCCACCAACCACUGGAUCAUAGCAUGGGAAACCACCACGCCAUAUUAUCCAUCCCACUUGGAGGACGAGUUUGAAGAGGACUUUAACUUCACAAUGGAAGGCGUUUCCUCCGACCUACCAGAAAUAAAUUUACUGGUCAAUACAACGUCAAACUUUGGACUUUGGCAAGUCUGCAUCAGCGCUAAAAGUUUUGAGCCUUCUACAGGCUUCGUAAAUGGCAUCUAUGUUGAGUGUAUGAGUCUACUGAAGUAUAAGACCACCCCAGCUGAGGACACCUCCAACCAGGAGAUCAGCUUAAAAAUAGCAGAUAGUCAAAACAACAUGGCACCUCAUUUCGUAGUCAAUCUAUUCCUAAUGUUGUUGGCUGCCAUUUUCCACGUCGUUGGCGCUGUAAAAGCAAGCUCUCGGACUCUUAUUGGUGGAAUCAUCUACAUUAUUGCAGGUUUGUGUACUGCUGUCAGCAUCGUGAUAUAUAUUACCUUUGUCAAUGAUGGCGUCCACUAUGCAGGCCCCGAGAAGGAGAACAGCUACUUCGAAUACCGCUAUGGUUGGUCCGCUUACGUCCUCACCAUCUCCUACUUGUCUUCCCAAGUGGCCGCCGUUCUCUGUGUGACGCUGUUCUUACAGAGAUACCCCAAUGUCAACGAUCUAGUCAGACUCAUACCUGGCCUGGACAAGAAAGUGCCAAAACCUGAAGGGCCUGACCAAGGAACCCUCAUCUAGGGCUGUCGCCCUGGUAAUAAUAAGCUUGCUGAAUGAAUAUGACUUGACUUUUUUUAACUAUGAGGGUUAUAUGGUAAUAUAGAGUAUGUCCUUAUGAAGGGUAUACCCCUACCUGAAUAACUUUUUUAUUGUGCUCAAUAUUAUGUACAUUGUACAUGUCUGUACAUGUUCGUUUUUUUAAUUUUGCAUAUUGAAACUUUUGCAUUGUAAUUUAUUUAGUUUUUAUCAAUUAUACAUAUUUGUUAAAAAUUUA